CAGAACCGAGUUAUAUAUUAUUGUGGGGCGGGGAGCUAAAAGACUAAAAUUGUUUAUAAUACAAUGUAAUAAACAUCACUCUUUGGUUUGCAGUAUGUCUACUAGUGUAGUCCAGGGCCGGAGUGGGCCCCUUUUUCAGCCCGGGAGUUUCAUGCCCAAACCCGGCCCACUUUUUCCACGGAGGAAAAAUUUGAAUAAAUGAAACAGCAGCUAGCUCUUACAAUGACUUUUUAUUGGGUAUAAGUUCAGGUAUAUGUUGUAGAACAUGGCCAGACAGGUCGUGUCCCCCAUACUUUCAGUUCAUCCGCUACGUUGCCUUGUGGAUGAAAUGUUCGAGGUAGAGGUUAAGCAUUUACCCCCUGCUCAUCAGUGUACUCUGCAUUCACUUAUUCAUUCUGAGGAUGGAGACUUUUGGGAAGCUUAUGGACACUACAUCAGUGAUGCAUCAGGGACUGCCAAAGUAUCUACAAAUGCCAGUCUUGGUGGAUCUUACAGUGGAGUUGAACCCAUGGGUUUACUCUGGAGUAUGAAACCUGUUCCUGGAAGCAGACCAGGCCUCAGAUUUCGCAAAAAGGAUGUCUACAAGCCGACAGAUGUGAAAAUAUCUGUUUAUGAGGGCCACCUAACUAAAGGAUUCCAGGAGAAAUCUCCCUUAGCCUCUGUUGUGGCAGAGCGGUGGUACACAACUCCUGGAAUCAGAAGGGUUGAUGUCACAGAGAAAGGAUUAAAGGGGACCCUUUUCAUCCCCCCAGGUCCCGGUCCUUUUCCUGGCAUACUGGACCUCUGGGGUGGAGGAGGAGGCCUAGUGGAGUAUCGCUCUGCUCUCCUAGCCUCCCGAGGCUAUGUCUCUUUUUCUUUAGAGUAUAUUGGGAGAGUGGAUACUAAUGGACGACCCUACAAUGUGGACAAUGAAUACUUUGAGGCUGCCUACACUGUGCUAAACCAGCACCCCCAGGUCUGCCCAGAAAGAGUUGCUGUGCUGGGUUUGUCUUUUGGUGUGUCUGUGGCCCUGGGUAUGGCAGCAUACUCCUCAGUGAUACAGCCCCGGUGUGUGGUCUGUGUUAGCGGAAGCCAUGUUAUGCCUGUAAAUGGAUCACUGGCUGAUGUCUUUUCUGCAAUCAAAAAAAAUGUCAAGAACACUCGUUAUGAUGACCAAAAGAGAAUCAUCUGGCGAGAUCUACUGCUACCAAUACCAGAUGACCCUUCAAAGAAAGUUGAAAUGGGUCGUAUAAAAUGUCCUGUUUUAUUGAUUGUUGGUGAAGAUGAUCAGAACUGGCCAGCAUCAGAGUCUGCAGAGGAUAUGAAGCAGAUGAUGGAUAAAGCUGGAAAUAGUCACCUGUUAACUAUCCUCUCUUACCCUGGAGCCGGCCAUCUGAUUGAGCCCCCCUACAGUCCUCACACACGUUCCAGUAACUUUAAGCUGUUAGAAGCUAGGACUACAGUGGUGGUGCUUUGGGGUGGACAGAUGGAGCCUCAUAGUCAAGUUCAGGAAGACUCUUGGCACAAAACUUUGGCUUUUCUGGAGCAGCACCUUUACAAACCUUAAGCAAACCAAAUGCUCUGUAAAUCACAUUGCCAUCUGAAGCAUGUGUGUCUGUGUAUAUAAACACAGUGCCUUGUUAAGUAUUUAACCCUCCUCUGAUUUUUUGUAUAAACCUAUAAAGAACAAUUUGUUAAAGUGGUUAAAAAUAAUAAAUACUUCGUAGAACCACCUUUGCCUCCAGUUAAGCAUCUCCUUUGGGGUCAAACUCUACCAGCUGCCUUGUCUUGUCUUGUGUCUGUAUCUGUUACUGUAUUGAGUCAAAUUGAUAAACAACAAUUUUCAAGUCAGUCAGAUGCUAAUACUCCCAUCAGCAAGCAAUACUAUGGUGAAUUACUACACAUAGCAUUUCUGUCAAAGACCAAAUUUUUUAUGUUGGCUUUUGGCUAUCUGAAAAGUGCAUUGUGUAUGUUUUACUUGUAACGUUUCUCAGUCAUAUCUAUCUAAAGAAGCUCAUCCAUGCUUUUAUCUCCAGUAGGGUGGACUAUUGUAAUGGUCUCUUAACUGGACUUCCCAAAAAGACCAUUAAACAGUUACAGCUCAUUCAGAACGCUGCUGCUAGAGUUUUAACUAAGACGAAGAGAACUGAGCACAUCACUCCAGUUCUAAAAUCUCUACACUGGCUUCCGGUUAGUUACAGAAUAGAAUUUAAAGUGCUGCUACUGGUCUAUAAAUCACUGAAUGGGUUCGGCCCAGAAUACAUCUCAGAAAUGUUUAGAGAAUAUAAACUCUUAGAUCCAUGGACUCAGGUCAGCUAGUUGAGCCCAGAGUCCAAACUAAACACGGUGAAGCAGCAUUUAGCUGUUGGGCUGCAUAUAACUGGAACAGACUGCCAGGAGAUAUUAGAUGUUCCGCAAAUGUAGAAAUGUUUAAAUCCAGGUUAAAAACUUUUCUUUUUUCUUGUGCCUAUGAUUGAGCUCGACAUUUUUGCUAUUACCCUAUUUCUUUUAGUUUUUCAUGCUCUUAAUAAUUCUUUUUAUAGAGUAUUGUACUUUCUAAAUUGUAGUGUAUAUUUUACUAUAUUUUCUUUUAGUUUUCAUGUUUUAAUUGCUUAUCUCUCUUGUUUUAAUUUCGUAUUUUCCAAAUUGUAGGGUAUAUUUUACAAUAUUUUCUUUUAAUUUUUCACGUUCUUAAUUUUGUAUCUCUCUCGUUUGAAUUUCAUAUUCUCUUAAUUGUAACUAAAUGUUUGCAAGAUGUCUUUCUGAGAUUCUAGAUCUCAGGAAUGUUUUAAUGCUUUUAAUUAAUUUUUUUUCCUUAUGUAAAGCACUUUGAAUUGCCACUGUGUAUGAAAGGUGCUAUACAAAUAAACUUGCCUUGCCUAAACACUUAA
Messenger RNA from Trichomycterus rosablanca, 2870 nucleotides. RefSeq names its product peroxisomal succinyl-coenzyme A thioesterase-like. Lineage: Eukaryota; Metazoa; Chordata; Actinopteri; Siluriformes; Trichomycteridae. Gene Ontology annotation, molecular function: fatty acyl-CoA hydrolase activity. The transcript has 11 exons. Gene Ontology annotation, biological process: fatty acid metabolic process; acyl-CoA metabolic process. Bases 266 to 1546 code for a protein of 426 amino acids. The record is from RefSeq and is a predicted model, not a curated record.